Molecule: messenger RNA, 705 nt
Organism: Strongylocentrotus purpuratus (purple sea urchin)
Lineage: Eukaryota; Metazoa; Echinodermata; Echinoidea; Camarodonta; Strongylocentrotidae
Product: prestalk protein-like
Exons: 7
Coding region: 1-705 (234 amino acids)
Source: RefSeq, a predicted model, not a curated record
AUGCUUUUGGAUCUGUUGGACUUAAUCACCUGUACCGAUAACGCGGGUUGCCAGGACGGAAAGACUUGUGAAUCGGGUACGUGCACCUGUCCAGCUGGUUCAACCUGUGACGGAGUCACCUGUACCGAUAACGCGGGUUGCCAGGACGGAAAGACUUGUGAAUCGGGUACGUGCACCUGUCCAGCUGGUUCAACCUGUGACGGAGGUGACGGAGUCACCUGUACCGAUAACGCGGGUUGCCAGGACGGAAAGACUUGUGAAUCGGGUACGUGCACCUGUCCAGCUGGUUCAACCUGUGACGGAGCAACUACCCCGGCCACAAGAAUGCAAGGGACUCUUCAAUGUCAUUCCUGUUCGACUAACUCCAUAACGGAUGUUUGCUCUACUGCUGAUGACCUUGCAAGCGGUUCCGGAGUAUCAACUGUUACAUGCUAUCAAGGACAGCGUUGUUGGACUGAUCAUUAUGCAAACUCAUCACACACGGUUGUGUCGCGUGGAUGUACAGAUGAGCCAUGUGAAGACUUGCAUGAAGGUGGUGGACCUUAUUGCAUUAUGGCUAAUGGUGUUACCAGUUGCACAUCCUGUUGUACUGAAUCAAAAUGCAACGACAACAAAUCCAACUCUGAGGGUCUCACUUGUAGCUGUGUGACAUGGCUGACAUCUCUUUUCUCAGUGGUCAUCAUGUUCAUCACUUAUAGAACCUAA